This is a messenger RNA of Radiomyces spectabilis, 837 nucleotides long. RefSeq names its product regulator of volume decrease after cellular swelling-domain-containing protein. Lineage: Eukaryota; Fungi; Mucoromycota; Mucoromycetes; Mucorales; Radiomycetaceae. Gene Ontology annotation, biological process: mRNA cis splicing, via spliceosome. The transcript has 3 exons. The record is from RefSeq and is a predicted model, not a curated record. Gene Ontology annotation, cellular component: spliceosomal complex; cytosol. Bases 27 to 635 code for a protein of 202 amino acids.
UAUCGUGUCGAGCAGCCAUUCGUAUCAUGACAGUAACUCUUCUUGCCGAAGCUCCUCCUCUCGACGAUCUCGCCGUCCGUUACACCGAACAUAACACGGUAUUAGAUAUCACACCACCACUGGUUGGUCUGUCGGAGGGUAUCUCUGGAACUUUGUUCGUUUGCGAAAGUCAAUUAUAUUUCUAUUCGGAGGAUCAAAAGUCAGGCAUUGCGGUAGAAUAUCCUGAUAUCAUUAUUCACGCCAUUUCGCGCCAAAGCAACCAGCCUUGCAUUUAUGCUCAACUGGAUCAAGGCAUUUUCUUUCCCAACCAGCAAUUACCCGAGAACGAAGAAGAACGUCAAGAGACUGUGACCGAGAUUCGAUUUAUUCCUCAAGAUUCCGGCGCUUUGGAAGCGAUCUACAUGGCCUUGUCUGAUUGCGCUGCUUUGCAUCCCGAUGAAGAGUUCAUGGCUGAGCAGGAAGCGUACGACGACGAGUUUUUCGCCGAUCCCAGCGACGAAGCUGAGCUUAAUGAAGUCCAGCAAGCAGCACUGCGUCACCUGGAAAGCGUUUUUGAACAACCUACUCGCAACGGUGUCGCCCCUCACGAAAACUCUCAAUUUGACAACGCCAUGGACGAAGAUCAACACCAAUAAAGAACGGGAUUACGCUCAGUAACGUGGCGAUUGUCAAUGAAAAAGAGAGCACAAUACAACUUUGUACGAAAACGAUGGCAUGGUUUCAAAAAGCCAUUUUCUUUCUUCUUUUUUGAUUGAUUUUAUUUAGGAUGAUGGAAUACAGAAAAAAUUAUGAAAUUUCUAAAACGGAUAGACAUCUUUGAUGACAAGCAAAAAAAAA